CGAGUAAGUUUCCGGUUUGUUUUUUCUCUUCACUCUUGGACACGUUUCAUUUUCAGAAACCUGCACACAGCAGCUCGGGUGGAAGUGGCUCUCAGAUCGUCAGAAAGCUGAUAAUAGAUCCCACCUUCAAACCCUGCCAGAUGAAGACGCAUUUCCAGUUGCCCUUCCCAGUGAAUUAUGUUGGCGAGUGUAUCAGAACCGUCCCCUACACAGAUCCAGAUCAUGCCAGUCUCAAGAUCCUUGCGCGGUUGAUGACAGCUAAAUUUUUGCACACGGAAAUUCGAGAAAAAGGAGGUGUUUAUGGUAGAGGAGCUAAACUCGGCCACAAUGGGAUUUUUACCCUUUACUCUUACAGGGAUCCAAACUUCAUAGAAACACUCCAGUCUUUCGGGAAAGCUGUAGACUGGGCUAAAUCUGGCAAGUUCACCCAGCAAAACAUUGAUGAAGCCAAACUUUCUGUGUUCUCUUCCGUGGAUUUGCCUGUUGCUCCAUCAGACAAAGGAAUGGACGACUUGUUGUAUGGCUUCUCGAACGAGAUGAAGCAGGCUUACCGUGAACAACUCUUUGCCGUCAGCCACGACCAGCUGACCACUGUGAACAACGAGUGUGGCCGGCGUGGCUUCCUGUGGUACCUGGACAUUGGGAAGAGCACACAUGGCUUGGCUGUACUUGGACCAGAGAACGCGAAAAUUGCCAAGGACCCAUCAUGGAUAAUAAGAUAACAUAUUUCUGGAUACACUGGAGCACACUUGUACCCGUGUAGGCUCCUAAAACCUAAGUCUCUGCACCAAAUUGAAUGUGAAUGACACACAUGUUACUGCUUUUACCAAAAGUCAUUGUUAGGUCAUAUUUAGAAUUUGACUAAAGGUUAUUUAUUGACUAGUAAGUUGGUCAAAGACUCUUCUGUUUUAAGGAAAUAUACAGUGACCGUGAAAAGAUAUAUUAUAAUAAUCAUGCAUUAAAUGUCAAAUUUUGAAACUUUUAGAGUCUAGAACAUAUAUUUUCAAAAUAAAAGUUGACUCUGACCCA
Nannospalax galili (Upper Galilee mountains blind mole rat) is the source of this 1029-nucleotide messenger RNA. Its product is annotated as presequence protease, mitochondrial. The transcript is spliced from 6 exons. Bases 141 to 722 code for a protein of 193 amino acids. NCBI's taxonomy places the organism in Eukaryota, Metazoa, Chordata, Mammalia, Rodentia, Spalacidae. Gene Ontology annotation, molecular function: metal ion binding. Gene Ontology annotation, biological process: protein processing. Gene Ontology annotation, cellular component: mitochondrial matrix. The record is from RefSeq and is a predicted model, not a curated record.